Molecule: messenger RNA, 1668 nt
Organism: Exophiala bonariae
Lineage: Eukaryota; Fungi; Ascomycota; Eurotiomycetes; Chaetothyriales; Herpotrichiellaceae
Gene: ATP1
Product: Alpha subunit of the F1 sector of mitochondrial F1F0 ATP synthase
Exons: 3
Coding region: 1-1668 (555 amino acids)
Biological process (GO): proton transmembrane transport; proton motive force-driven ATP synthesis
Molecular function (GO): proton-transporting ATP synthase activity, rotational mechanism; ADP binding; ATP binding
Source: RefSeq, a predicted model, not a curated record
AUGUCAAGGAAUCUCUUGCGCCAGACCGGCCGCAUUGCCGGUGCUGUUUCGGCUUCUGGCAGAAUAGCUGCGUCCCGCGUCCUCACCCCUGCACCCUUCAAUGCUGCAUCAAAACAGAUCCGAUCAUAUGCUGCCGACGCCAAAGCAUCCCCUACCGAAGUCUCCUCCAUCCUCGAGCAAAGAAUUCGUGGUGUACAAGAAGAGGCUGGCCUCGCUGAAACUGGUCGUGUCCUGUCCGUUGGUGAUGGUAUUGCUCGUGUCCAUGGCUUGAGCAACGUCCAAGCCGAGGAAUUGGUCGAAUUCGCUUCCGGUGUCAAGGGCAUGUGCAUGAACUUGGAAGCUGGUCAAGUCGGUGUUGUGCUUUUCGGUUCUGAUCGUCUUGUCAAGGAGGGCGAAACCGUCAAGCGUACCGGCCAGAUCGUCGAUGUUCCCGUCGGACAGGCUAUGCUUGGACGUGUCGUCAACGCUCUCGGUGACCCUAUCGAUGGAAAGGGACCUAUCAAGACCGAAAAGCGAUCUCGAGCUCAACUCAAGGCUCCUGGUAUUCUUCCUCGACGAUCCGUCAACCAGCCUGUACAGACUGGCCUGAAAUCCGUCGACGCCAUGGUGCCCAUUGGACGUGGUCAGCGAGAGUUGAUCAUUGGUGAUCGUCAAACUGGAAAGACCGCUGUUGCUCUUGACGCCAUCCUCAACCAAAAGAGAUGGAACAACGGUAACGAUGAGACCAAGAAACUUUACUGCGUCUACGUGGCUGUUGGUCAAAAGCGAUCCACAGUUGCUCAAUUCGUCAAGACUCUUGAAGAAAACGACGCCAUGAAGUACUCCAUCGUCGUUGCUGCCACCGCCUCCGAAGCUGCUCCUCUCCAAUAUAUCGCUCCCUUCACUGGGUGCGCAAUCGGAGAAUAUUUCCGUGACAACGGUAUGCAUGCUUUGAUCAUCUACGAUGAUUUGACCAAGCAGGCUGUUGCUUACCGACAAAUGUCUCUCCUGCUCCGUCGUCCCCCUGGACGUGAGGCUUAUCCCGGUGACGUUUUCUACCUCCACUCUCGACUCCUGGAACGUGCUGCCAAGUUGAACGAUAAACACGGUGGUGGUUCCCUAACUGCUCUGCCCGUCAUCGAGACCCAGGGUGGUGAUGUGUCUGCCUAUAUUCCUACCAACGUCAUUUCCAUCACUGAUGGUCAGAUCUUCUUGGAAUCCGAGUUGUUCUACAAGGGUGUUCGUCCUGCCAUCAACGUCGGUCUUUCCGUGUCCCGUGUCGGUUCCGCUGCCCAGCUCAAGGCCAUGAAACAGGUCGCCGGUUCUUUGAAACUCUUCUUGGCUCAAUACCGAGAGGUCGCCGCCUUCGCCCAAUUCGGUUCUGAUCUCGAUGCCGCCACCAAGCAAACUUUGAACCGUGGUGAACGUCUUACUGAGCUCCUCAAGCAAAAACAAUACUCUCCUAUGGCUGUCAACGAGAUGGUUCCCCUCAUCUAUGCCGGUGUCAAUGGUCACCUUGACCCUGUCCCUGUUAACAAGAUUCUGCAAUGGGAGUCUGACUUCCUCGCACACUUGAAGAGCGACCAGCAAGAACUCCUCCAGAGAAUUGACAAGGAAGGCCAAUUGAGCAAGGACCUUGAGGCUCAAUUGAAGGACGUUGUUGUCAGCUUCACCAAGAGCUUCACAUAA